This is a messenger RNA of Mercenaria mercenaria, 836 nucleotides long. RefSeq lists its product as uncharacterized. NCBI's taxonomy places the organism in Eukaryota, Metazoa, Mollusca, Bivalvia, Venerida, Veneridae. The transcript has 2 exons. Gene Ontology annotation, molecular function: protein binding. The record is from RefSeq and is a predicted model, not a curated record. Bases 298 to 828 code for a protein of 176 amino acids.
CAAUUUUUUCAGAUAAGAACCUUUAUGUUUUUCAGAUACUCUCUACAGAAUGAGAGCAAUAUUCACACACUAUUUACCUCCCAAAGUACGAAUGUCAACAUAGGCGGGCGACUUCAUGGAUGUUCAUAACUGUCUUAAUGAAUAGUUUCAUAUUAUCUUUCAGGAAUGAGUGCAGAUGUAUUCAGCGUUAUAAGACAUUCCCGUUUAAAAUGCGUGUAUUUUUUCUUUUAAGAGAAACGCCUACUGCAGCAGGAAAUUGAUCAGUUCUAUCAAAGUACAGUAACACGGUUUAUUGGCAUGGGUUUCGAACCUGAAGAAGUUCACAAGGCUAUGACAGCAAGUUUUAACGAUCCUGAUAUGGCAGUUGAAUAUUUGAUUAAUGGUAUUCCAGAACAUCUUGUCGAGCUUGCUCUCAAAGAUCCCAAGACCACAGGACCAAAUGAUUGUGAGACUUCGUAUGGUGAGUUCUUCCCUUUAGAGCCAACUGUUUUUGAACAAACCGACUAUCGAGCACAGACCAUGCAUGUUGGAGAAUCCUGUCAGAUUUCGUCUGGUGGACUUACAUGUUUAGAACCAGCUGCUUCAGCACAGACCAUGGAUCAAGCACAGUGUGUUGGAGAAUCCCGUGAGAGUAUUUCUGAUGAGCUUACUGAUGUAGGGAUAGAUGAUCCUGGAAAGAUUGAUAAUAAUGGGGAACAGGCUUCCUCUAGCGUACACAACAUAGUCACUAGUCAGUUGGGACAAAGUGGAGAAUUCCCUCAAAACUCAUCUAACGGACAAAACAUGGUUACUUGUGAAAUAUUGUACCAAAGGCAAAAACAAAUAUAAAAUGCUAA